Molecule: messenger RNA, 3539 nt
Organism: Carlito syrichta (Philippine tarsier)
Lineage: Eukaryota; Metazoa; Chordata; Mammalia; Primates; Tarsiidae
Product: AP2-associated protein kinase 1-like
Exons: 12
Source: RefSeq, a predicted model, not a curated record
ACUGACGGAUCCCAUUCCCACCACGGAGACUUCAAUUGCCCCCCGCCAGAGGCCUAAAGCUGGGCAGACUCAGCCGAACCCAGGAAUCCUUCCCAUCCAACCAGCCCUGACGCCUCGGAAGAGGGCCACAGUUCAGCCCCUACCUCAGGCUGCAGGACCCGGCAAUCCGCCUGGCCUUUUAGCCAGUGUUCCCCAACCAAAGGCCCAGCCUUCACCCAGCCAGCCUCUGCCACAGCCUCAGGCCAAGCAACCACAGGCCCCGCCCACCCUGCAGCAGGCACCUCCCACUCAGGCCCAGGGGCUGCCCACUCAGGCCCAGGGGCUGCCCGCUCAGGCCCAGGCCACACCCCAGCACCAGCAGCAACUCUUCCUCAAGCAACAGCAGCAGCAGCAGCCACAUCCGCAGCAGCCGCAGCCACCGCCACAGCAGCCGCAGCCACCGCCACCACAGCAGCCGGCAGGCACGUUCUACCAGCAGCAGCCCCAGCAGGCCCAGACUCAGCAGUUUCAGGCAGUACAUCCAGCAGCCCAGCCACCAGCGAUUGCUCAGUUCCCUGUGGUAUCGCAAGGAGGCUCUCAGCAGCAGCUGAUGCAGAACUUCUACCAGCAGCAGCAGCAGCAGCAGCAGCAGCAGCAGCAACAGCAGCAGCUGGCCACAGCCCUGCAUCCACAACAGCUGAUGACUCAGCAGGCUGCCUUGCAGCAAAAGCCUGCCCUGACAGCAGUACAGCAGUCCCAGGCACAGUCUGCUGCAACCCCACAGCCAGCCCCUGCUCAGGAACCAGCAAUUCAAGCCCCAGUAAGACAACAGCCAAAGGUUCAGACAACCUCACCUCCCGCCAGCCAGGGGCAGAAACUUGGAUCUCUCACUCCUCCUUCAUCCCCCAAAACCCAACGUGCUGGACAUAGGCGGAUUCUCAGUGAUGUGACCCACAGUGCAGUCUUUGGGGUCCCUGCCAGCAAAUCAACCCAGCUGCUCCAGGCAGCUGCAGCUGAGGCCAGUCUCAAUAAGUCCAAGUCUGCCACCACCACUCCAUCAGGCUCUCCUCGGACCUCCCAGCAAAACGUUUAUAAUCCUUCGGAAGGUUCUACGUGGAAUCCCUUCGAUGAUGACAAUUUCUCCAAACUCACAGCUGAAGAACUGCUAAAUAAAGAUUUCGCCAAGCUAGGGGAAGGCAAACAUCCUGAGAAGCUUGGAGGCUCAGCCGAGAGUUUGAUCCCAGGCUUUCAGUCAACCCAAGGUGAUGCUUUUGCCACGACCUCAUUUCCUGCUGGAACCGCUGAAAAAAGGAAGGGUGGGCAGACUGUGGACUCUGGCCUCCCGCUUCUAAGCGUAUCUGACCCUUUCAUUCCUCUCCAAGUACCUGAUGUACCAGAAAAACUCAUUGAGGGACUAAAAUCUCCUGACACUUCUCUUCUGCUCCCUGACCUCUUGCCUAUGACUGAUCCUUUUGGUAGCACUUCCGACGCUGUAAUUGAAAAAUCUGAUGUUGCUGUUGAGAGUCUCAUACCAGGACUGGAGCCCCCAGUUCCCCAGCGCCUUCCAUCUCAGACGGAGUCUGUGACCUCGAACCGCACAGAUUCUCUCACCGGGGAAGAUUCCCUGCUUGAUUGCUCUCUGCUUUCUAACCCUACUACUGACCUUCUGGAAGAGUUUGCCCCCAUAGCAAUCUCUGCUCCAGCCCAUAAAGCUGCAGAAGAUAGUAAUCUCAUCUCAGGUUUUGAUGUCCCUGAGGGCUCGGACAAGGUGGCGGAAGAUGAGUUUGACCCUAUUCCUGUAUUGAUAACCAAAAACUCACAAGGUGGGCACUCUAGAAACAGCAGUGGGAGCUCUGAGUCCAGUCUUCCCAACCUAGCCAGGUCUUUACUGCUGGUGGAUCAGCUCAUAGACCUGUAGCCGUGACCCAGUAGCAGAUGCAGUUCUGUAACCUUCAUACCGUAAUACAAGUUUUCAUUACGGAGUUAUGAGAAAAAUGAUUUUUUAAAAAAAUCUGCAAACAAGGGGCCCUCCAGCCCUUUUUUCCUACCCCUUGCCUUCUCCUGUAGAAAUGAUAAGGAAAGAAAAUCACUUUGGCCCUCCAUAUAUUCCUUGGCCAGUGCCUCCCUGUUAGUUUGCUGUAUUUUCUCAUUAUCCUUCUUCAAUAGCAUUAUCUUAAAUCAAGCACUAGAUGCCAUGAGCUUCACCUCUGCUGGAAUCGACUCCACCCAAAGCUUAAUUGUAACUGAAACUAGUGAAUUGACACCUUUGUCUCAUUCUUGCUAGGAAUGGCCUCCCAAAUCAAUCUUCCCAAUCCCUGUCUCCUUUGGCCAGAUGCUGAUGAAUGUGUUUCCCUAUUUUUGCUUUUUAUCCUGAUGCAUUAUCAUGAGGACAUGGCUUCUUCAGUUGGUCUUAACUCUAGGCAGCAGCCUGGAGAUGGGUGUGUGGUUUAAGAGAGGGUGAAACUAACUGACUGAUAGUACAUGUUUGAGAAGAGAAAUUGAGCCCAGCUCUAGCCAACAACUUCGACCUUGUUUGAUCAUUGACUUAGCCAAGGGAUUUUACACCCCAUGCAACCUGCCCAGCAUUUGUCCAGCUUUCUGGCAUCCAUUGAACCGUGAUUUCUCAGAUCUGGAGACGUGACUGCAAGUACUUGAGAUCCUUGGAUAAAAUGUAUAUGUUAUAUAAAGCCCAAGUGUUACCAUUCCUUUUUAUGUUUACUGCCCCAAGCUGGGAUCUCAGAAUUAGACCAAAACAAGACAAUGGUGGUAAUAUGAUACCUUUUAUUAGAAUACUUUUAACUGGGGGAGGGGGGGAGAAUGGGGAAGGGGAAGGAAUUGUAGCAGAAACAGAUGUAUUUUUCUUGUGAUUUUUAUUUUGAAUCAAAUAUUGUAAAUUGUGUAUAAAUGAAGAUGCUGAAUAGUUCUGUUUCCACUUGGCGUUUCAAGUCCGAUAUCAGGUGUCUGUACAGGGUUUUGAUCUCUUUCCCUUGUAUAACUACACAGCAAUCCUACAGUGUAACAUAUGGAGUCAUUUUGAGUAGACUUGUGUGUUGCUAUAAGCUUUCAGCAGGUCCUCUGUCUCUAGAAUAAGCAUGUUGUUUAUUUCCAGAUAAUCAGAAAUAAAUGUGCUGACAAACUGGGCACAAUUUGACUGUGCCCAGCUUACCUUUCUUUCUCUCUGAUGUUUAAAUUGAAGGCUGCAGCCAAUGGAAUAUGUUCAGUUGGUUUUCCUUGGCUUCCUAGAUUUAAAACAACAACAACAACAACAACAAAGCAUAGUUAUCCAUUAACCUUAGAAUAUUGUUUAUAAGAUAAAUAAAGGUCCCUGCACUGACAUGACAGUACGACUCAUGGUCACCUUCUGUAUAUGUACUUACUCAUUAAAGUGUAUUUUUUUUCCUUAUGUGGAAAGCACUUUUCUGAAAUCACCCUUCUGAAAAGAGGCGGGCACAGAGAACCCCACUGUUCUCUGCCUCUUGUGCCAUUGUCCAUGAUCAAAAGGGAAACUCUUAGUUGAUCAGGAUUUGUACAAAUAAAAUUCCGAGUCCAUUUGCUUGUUU